UCGUUGCCAAAGGGGCGAUCCAUGUAGCUGGAUUCGAUUCUUUUCUUACUCUGUAUGAGGGAGGGAAAGUUUCCUGAAUCGGAGAAAUGGACGGGUCUUUCUUCGAUCUUGUGGAAUUUUUGAAAAAACCCUCGAUAAUCGAGACACUUGUUGACAUCUUGCUAUGUGCAGUUCCGAUUUGGUUUGCUGUGAUGAUCGGUUUGGUUAUCGGUUGGUCGUGGCGGCCUCGAUGGACUGGUAUCGUUUUCCUCGGUUUUCCGAGUAAGUUUCGGUUCCUCUGGACGGCUCCGCCGGGCUUUGGUGCUCGUCGGCUCUGGUUGGCAUUCACAGCACUAUCUGCGUUCUCCAUUUGCCGCACGAUUUGGUCGAAUUUUAAAGGAAAUGGCAAAGGUCAAGCUGAGUCGCCCUCGCAAUCAGGGAAUGUGGCGGCGGCCAUAUCCAAGACGGAGGAGGAAAGCAGUGAGGUUGCUGGGCCUGGUGUUAAAAUUGGAGAGAAGGAGCAGGAUGUUGUCAAUCAGAAUGAUUUGGAACAUCUCCUUUUUCUUCUUGAAGGGAAGAAUGGAAUGAUGAACUGGCAAAGUUUGAUGCAGAUUUCAACCCCAAAUAUGUCAUACCAAGUUUGGCGUCACGAACCUCAGACAGGUCCUCUAGUUUACCAGAGUAAAACGGUCUUUGAAGAUGCAGCUCCAGAGUUGGUAAGGGAUUUCUUCUGGGAUGAUGAGUUUCGCCUUAAAUGGGAUACUAUGCUUGCAUACUGCAAAGUACUGGAGGAGUGCCCCCAUAAUGGGAUCGUGAUUUCCCAUUGGAUAAAAAAGUUUCCAUUCUUCUGCAGUGACCGAGAAUAUAUAAUUGCUCGAAGAAUAUGGGAGUCUGGGAAUACUUUCUAUUGUGUUACAAAGGGGGUCCCAUAUCCAAGUUUACCCAAACGUGACAAGCCCAGACGAGUAGAGCACUAUUUUUCUAGUUGGGUCAUUAGACCUGUUGAAUCGCGCAAAGGAGAUGGUCAGUUGUCCGCGUGCGAGGUAACCCUUUUACACUAUGAAGACAUGGGGAUUCCAAAAGAUGUGGAGAAGUUAGGAGCCCGCCAUAUCAUGUCUGGAGUUGUCAAGAAACUGCACUCUGGAUUGAGAGCUUAUCAGAAUAUUCGGAAAACCGAGACUUCUCUGUCAAGAUGUGCAAUGACGGCAAGGAUAACCACAAAGCUUUCUUCUGUGAAAAACUUGGAUUCUUUAGGACCUGCAAAUAAAGAGGAAGAGAAAAGUGAAGUCAUGAUCAGAGAUGCAAAACAAAAGGAUCAUGGCAUAGACUGGAAAUGGAUGGUUAUAGGAGGGACUGCCGCUCUGGUUUUGGGUAUUCAUGGUGGAGCAAUAGGAAAAGGAUUAUUAGUAGGAGCAGGGCACAGACUUGCAAGGAGACGAGUGGCAUAGAAUGUGGCCAAAGGAAAGUUUUAUUUGUUAUCUUCAUUUUGAAGAUCUAGUGUGUCUCACUUCACCUCAAUAUUCAUCAUUAUCAAAUGAUGAUGAUCAGGUGGUAAAUUGCUCAUGUACACAACUACAAUUUCUUGGGUAUAAACAAUUCAGGUGAAAUCUGUUAGGGAAUGAGGUUAAAGUGGAGUUAUGAGUCAUGAAAAAGUUGUUAGAAAUUACAGAAACUAGAUGAUGGGCAUUGCAUGGAGCCUUAUAUAACAAAGUCAUGUUAUAAACUAGAUGAGGGAUUGCAAAAAGUAUGUAACAAGUCACAUUAUUUAUAGAUUAUAUAACUUGUGCCACUUCUUAUCUGUA
This is a messenger RNA of Neltuma alba, 1781 nucleotides long. RefSeq names its product stAR-related lipid transfer protein 7, mitochondrial. The transcript is spliced from 6 exons. The coding region runs from base 87 to 1427 and encodes 446 amino acids. Gene Ontology annotation, molecular function: lipid binding. The record is from RefSeq and is a predicted model, not a curated record. Lineage: Eukaryota; Viridiplantae; Streptophyta; Magnoliopsida; Fabales; Fabaceae.